This is a messenger RNA of Sus scrofa (pig), 7894 nucleotides long. The record is from RefSeq and is a predicted model, not a curated record. NCBI's taxonomy places the organism in Eukaryota, Metazoa, Chordata, Mammalia, Artiodactyla, Suidae.
UCUUCGACCUACACCACAGCUCAAGGCCAGAUGGCUGACCCACUGAGCAAGGCCAGGGAUCGAACCCAUGUCCUCUUGGAUACUAGUUGGGUUUGUUAACUACCAAGCCACGAUGAGAACUCCCUGUCAUUCUUGAAAUGAUAAAUAAACAAUCAUUAUCUCAUACUAGAUAUGUUUUUUCAAAGCAGUUUUUUUCAAAUAUAUUGAAUAGGGCUUAUGUGGAGGUAUAGGUGAAUAAUAUUGACCUUAAUUUGAAUAGAUUAGGAGGCUAAUUAUAUCCCCCCCCGUUAUUUGGCCAUAUGUUUUACAGCUUUCUAGUGAAGCUUGUAUGUCAUACAAGGGACUGUAAGGAACUUUGUAUACUCAAACUUUAUAAAACUGGCUAUUAGUGUUUUUCUGUCUUCUUAUAGACUUCUCAAGCUAUUAUAUAUGCUUUGUAUUAAAACUAUACUAAACACUUAUUUGUUCAGCUCCUUUUCUAUGCCCAACACUGUAGUGAGGGCACUUGAGAUAUAGUGAGAAACAAAACAGUUGCUCCCCUCAUGAAGCUUGUGAUCCAGUCAGGAAGACAAAACUGAACAAAAAUAGAUUAUAAACUAUAAGUGUGGGAAUCUGGUCUAAUCCAGGAAUUCAAGUUUGGUUUCUCUGACGAAGAAGUAGUGUUUGAACUGAAGCCUGAAGAUUGUAUCUGAAUGAGCUAAAAGAAAUGUGAUGACAUAUUAAGCAGUGGGUACAAAUAUCCUGUGGCAGUAGGAAACAUAGCAAAUAUGUGUGUGUGGGGGGGAGGGUGGAUUAUGGGAGAAAGAAUCAGUUUAAGUAAUCCUAAACAAUGUAGAAGUUAAACUGGAUAGAUACUUGGAGACCAGAUUUUAUAGGAUCUGUUAGGAUUUUAUCCUAAGGGCAGUGUGAAACACUGAAGCAUUGUAAACGGAAGUGAUGUCAUCUGGUUUGCAUUUUGGAAAGAAUAUUCUCUGUUUUGCACAUAAGUGAUUAAAGAGAGGUCACAGACAACUCAGGAAGACCAGAUUGGAAGCACUGUAGUGGUCCCAUACAACUUGAUGUGGACUCUAGCUUACUUAGGGCAGUGACAGUGGAGAUGACGAAAGGUUAACAGAUGGGAGGAAUAGAAAUAGGCAAAUUCUGAAUCCAUACACCUUUUCGUUCUUUGAAGAAAUAUGCUUUAAAAACUUUUUACUUUAUGCUACAUUUGCUUUUUAUGAUACUGGUUGUGCCUUUCUCCUUGACAGUGACUGCCUACUGUUUAUCCCAUUUACCAUUGAUGGCUAGUGAUCCUCUCUUCCUUUGCUGUUUAGAUCUUAUUGAGUAAUUGCUGGAGUUGCUUAGAGUCUAAUAAUGAAAUAUUGGUAUAUAUAAAAGAGCGUAUGAAACAUAUUCAGGUAUAAAUGAAAAGUUCCACAUCUGUGAUGCAUCAUGUCCAAAAGUUAUACAGAUUUGGCUGUUAGAAGUAAUUCUGAAGUAAUGCCAAAUAAUAAUUCCUCUUAGAUACUUCACAACUAGCAUUCAUCAGUUGAAAAAGAGAGGGGAGCAGUUGAUAAUGACUGUAAUAAGAAUAGCAAUAAUAAAACACCUAAUGAUCCCCGAAAUGAAGAGAAUUAUGUCUAGUAUAAAAACAGAGUGCUUUAUGUCAUGAGCUAUGUAAAUAUGUGAUAUUAAUGCUCUUGUUAUGAGAGCUUCACAUUAUAAAUUAGUUUCUACUACAAUUGAAUAAGAAAAAGAGGGAAGAAAGGAAGGAAGGUCAGGGGCUAGGAGAAAGAGUCCACUGCAGAAAAGAAGGAAAUUAUCUUGGUAGAAGAAAAGAAGCUUAGUGAGUCAAAGGUCUGCUUCUUGAACUCUCCUCUCAUAUUAUCAUGUAUCUUUGGCAGAAUGUACAACUGGGGAUCAUUUACAGUUUUCUUAGACUCAAAUUCAUAGUAUUUGCUGGAAAUUAAUGUCACACUAAAGUGAUCUAGUAUUUGAAUUUUGCUAAAUGAGAUUUUUUUGCCAUUUCUUUGAUUUAUAAACUAUUACAAUUCAAAAACUGAAAAAUAAUACACAGUCUAUACUUUUGAAAUGACUUGUUUAGAUUUUGGUGUCAAGGUAGCUUUAAUAAUUAAUAGAAUUUUAUUUUCCAAUGGUUUUGUAGUAAAGUUCAUUUUUUUACUUUUCUUUAUGUGGAAUUCAUGACCUGUCUACCUUCAUGAAUAUUUAUUAGUGUAAUUUUUAUUUUGAAUAUUUGUUAUUAUUGUGAGAGUGUUAGUUAAAUCCAGUCUUGUUUGAUUUUCAUACUUUCAUAUAUCCCUAACAGUGAGAAUAUGUCUCUGUAAAAUAGGACUUUCUAGCUUUUUUGUAUUAAAUGUAAACAUUUAUUUCAAAUCUCAAUUUGGUACUAUUCUGAGAUUGUUAUUCUAACUUGUUUUAUAAAUUUUUCUGGUAUUGAGAAAUGUACUUCCAUUCUAUAUUUCACUGAGCCCCCUGAAGAUUUUAACAAAGAUAUGGUGUUCCUGAAAGACAGUUCAACUUGAGGAAAGAAUAUCAUUUUUGAUUAUUUAGAAAUCAUUUUUUGAAAUCCAAAAUAAUAAAUCUUAGACAUUUCCCAACUACCUGCUUAAGUGGGAAGGAGAGGAGCAUCAAAAUGUCCUUAAGAACGACAGUAUUGACCUGUCUCAUUUCUGUUUUCACAGUUUCAUAAUAGUAGGCAAGUUAUAUUUAUCUUCUCUAGGUACCUAAUUUCUUCCUUUGAAAUGUGAUAGUGAUGGGUAUCUACUUCAUAGAUAUGUAAGUUUUUAACUGAGAAAAAUAUUUAAGCAUAUAGCAUAAUGCUUAGUACACAGGAUGUUCUUAAAUGUUGAUUAUCUUCAUUUUCAUCUUAAAUUUCCUAAUUCAAUUCUGAAGUAAUUGCAAAUUUAUUCUAAGUCACCUUUAAGAAGUUUGCUGACCCCAUAAGAAAUAUACCUAAAAUAGUGAAUGUUUGUCUAUAGUAAGUCAAAAUAAAUGGAAAUGUUUUAACUUCCAUCAUAUAAAUAAGAUUAAUUUGCUUUCUUUUGGGUAUAAGUAACUCAAAUACUAUAUGACAAAGUUCUUUGACUCUUUGACUCUCUAUUAAGAUAAAAAAGUAGACUAAACAAUCAUUCUAUUUAUUUCUAAUAUCUACUCCUUUGAAGCCAUAUUUAACCUUAAAUAUUACCCCAAGUAGAUCUUAUCAUAGGGUGUUAGUUCCAAUGCUUUGUUUGUACAGUUAAAUACAUCAAAUUCAGCAAUUUAGUGUGGGUGUGGCAGAGCUUUGAGAGAUGAUAAAAUAACUUCUGUUAAUCAAAAUAUAAUAUAUUUUAGAGAGUAAAAAUAAUAGCUCUAUCACUUGAGUUCAUGGAGACUUAGCUGAGUUUUAAUAAUUAAUAAGUUUUUUCUGCCAAUGAGCAUUAGAUUACUGCUGACUUUUUAGUGUCAUAGUACCUUGUGGUAGUUUCUCUACAGGGUUUAAAGGUAUAUCCCAGGGUUUUUUUCUUUUUUCUGUCCUGCUCAUAGGAAAUAAUCUUUACACUUGCUACAAGGAGAAUACCUCUAAAAAUUCACACAUGCCAUUAAUAUGUUGUAAGGAUCGGUCAUUUCCAUUGUCUUCUUUUGUCAAUCUUGAUCGGAGCUUGCCGAGUAAGUCUAUAAGCCUGCAUGUGCCUGGCAACUGUUACCUAGUGACAGUUUCAGCUGCAGUAGCCAUUGGCUGUGCUGUGCUGUUGAUUGGGGCAGGAGGACCGAGUCACCUUUCUGAUGGUGAGUUCUUCUGCAUCAGCUCAGGAUGAGGAGGAGGAGCAGGGCUUCGGCUCAGGUGGAGGCAGUGAUUCUGAGAGAUUGUGAAGAAUAUACCGACAGCAUCUUGGUAACUGCAUCACAGUAAAUCGGACCUCUGAAUCAAGCAGCCCAGCCUAGCAGCUAAGAGUGAAUGUAGGUGAGAAGCAUUGUUUUAUUCCUGUAACAAGAGAACUAUUUUGUGAUAAGUGAAACUAGGAAUGUACAAGGAGGAAUAUCCUGUGGCUAUUAUAAAAGAAGACAGACUUCCCUGAGUGACUUGGUGGUGCACACAAGAAAAUAACUUUCAAAAGAAUGCUUUCUCUUAAGCUGCUGCAUUGUUCCUGAAGGAAAUGUUUUUACUUCUAAUGCAUAUUAAUUCUUGAAAAGGUAUGACAACAAAGCCUGACAAGAGACUCUGUGAAAUGCCUAUACUUUAAAAGAGACUUUUGACAAAUGUUAACCUGAUAUCAGAAUGACCUUGGAAGCCUUUUGGAUGGAUUCUAUCCUGCCUGCCUUUCAGUAUUGCAAACUCUAGGAUUUAAACUCAUCUUGAUGCUUUAGAAGUAUUUUAAAACAAGAACAUCUUAUAAUCUACCUGAUGGCCCCUGUGUUAAUUGAGCACUUGCUCAAAAUAGAAUACAGAAAUAGAAGAGGCACUUUCUUAACAUAUGGCUGCUAUAUAACUGCAAAUAUAACAAACAAGUUGAUGCCUAAGAAACUACCUUUCUGAGAAGAACAAACGGCCCACAAAAGCUUUUCUGCCCUUGGCAAUUGCUUUUUUUUCUUUCACAGAUUGAAUUUUUCUUAUACAUGAUAUUAUUAAGAAGUCUAUUUUCUCUAGAAGUGCCUUAUGUCUGCAAAAAGUUGUUUGAAAGCCCCGGAGGAAGCUAAUCAGUGACCUUUUCUUCACCUCCUUUCUAUCUUAUUCCCCUCCCAUUCCCCCCCCCCCAAAGCUGAGGUGUGUUAUUGCUGCACUGAGGCUGAUGAAGAGACUUGAGUACUCCCUGGGAUGCUCAGCUGUGACAGAAGCACUGCCACUGUCUACCGAAGCUGGUUCUGAGACUCUCAUGGGCAGAGUUUAGCAGAUGCUGGGCAGGGCACCUGCUUGCUGUAGCCAAGGCUGCAGGUUCCUUUAAUUCCAAGCCAUGAAUGAAUCCAGGGGAAUUGAAUGGAGGAUCCUGAACAUGAGCAGUGGCACUUUGAAUGUGUCUGAACGUCAUUCCUGUCCACUUGGAUUUGGCCACUACAGUGCGGUGGAUGUCUGCAUCUUUGAGACAGUUGUUAUUGUCUUGCUGACAUUUUUAAUCAUUGCUGGGAAUUUAACGGUCAUUUUUGUCUUUCACUGUGCUCCACUCUUACACCAUUAUACGACCAGCUAUUUCAUUCAGACGAUGGCAUAUGCUGAUCUUUUCGUUGGAGUUAGCUGCUUGGUUCCUACUCUCUCACUUCUGCACUACUCCACAGGUAUCCAUGAGUCACUGACUUGCCAGGUUUUUGGAUAUAUCAUCUCCGUUCUAAAAAGUGUUUCUAUGGCAUGUCUUGCUUGCAUAAGUGUGGAUCGCUAUCUUGCAAUAACCAAGCCUCUUUCCUACAAUCAACUGGUCACCCCUUGUCGCCUGAGAAUUUGCAUUAUUUUAAUCUGGAUCUACUCUUGCCUAAUUUUCUUGCCUUCGUUUUUUGGCUGGGGGAAACCUGGUUACCACGGUGACAUUUUUGAAUGGUGUGCCUCUUCUUGGCUCACCAGUGCCUAUUUUACUGGCUUUAUAGUUUGUUUACUUUAUGCUCCUGCUGCCUUUGUUGUCUGCUUCACUUACUUCCAUAUUUUCAAAAUUUGCCGGCAGCACACCAAAGAAAUAAAUGACCGGAGGGCCCGAUUCCCUAGCCACGAGGUGACUGCCUCUGGAGAGACUGGGCAUAGCCCUGACCGUCGUUAUGCCAUGGUCUUGUUUCGGAUAACCAGUGUGUUUUACAUGCUGUGGCUCCCCUAUAUCAUCUACUUUCUUCUCGAAAGCUCCCGGGUCUUGGACAAUCCAACACUAUCCUUCCUAACAACCUGGCUUGCUAUAAGCAAUAGUUUUUGUAACUGUGUGAUAUACAGCCUCUCCAACAGUGUUUUCCGGCUAGGCCUCCGAAGACUGUCUGAGACAAUGUGCACAUCUUGUAUGUGUGUGAAGGAUCAGGAAGCACGAGACCCCAAGCCGAGGAAACGGGCUAAUUCCUGCUCCAUUUGAAGAGAACUACAAAGUAAAUCAAAUGUAAUCUGACAGUGGUUUUGGAUUGUAUUCUUGAUCCACCUGGAAAUUUGCCACCAGAGAAAUAUUUACUUGAAUGGUUGACUAUGAGAGGAAGGGACUAACAGUUUCUUUUUUUUCUUUUUCUCCUUUUUCAUGGGAAAAAAAUGAAAGAAAAAGAUGUACAGAGGGUAAUCUCAUGAGGUAAUUGUAGCGUGUGAGUAUAAAUGUGCAGUAAUAGGAACAAUUAAGCACUGAGGAUGAAGAAGUGUCUCAAAUCUUCCACAGGGCAUGAGCAAAGCCCCUGGCAUCUGUCUCUCUAUCUGACUGGACUCUCCUGUCUCUGUCUCUCAUUCUGUCUGUCUCUGUCUCUCUCACUCUUUUUGUGUUUAUGGAAAUUACUUACAUAAAUUGCCCUUUAUAGAAAAAUGCUACAUAUUAUAUAUGUGAUAAUGCAUAAUCUUUUGCAUCAAAGUGUACUUUUAAACUCACUAAUCUACUCUGUAAAUUGUCUCUCUAUGGAGGAUGCCUAGUAAGCAUUGUGUUUUAUUACUUGCCACAAAACCCUUUUGCUUGUGUUUUUAUAUUAUCUGCAGCACAAAAUUUUUGCUAUGAACAAAAAAGAUAAAGUGAUUUUGUUUUUCUAGGUAAAAUUAUGCUCCCUCUUCCUUCCUAACAGCCUGCUAUUUUUUCCUCCAUUUUUUUUGAUCUGCAUCCUUUGGUACCUUAAUCCAGAAGUGUCUUAGCUAAUGAAAGAAUCUACUAUAUAAAACAGUCAUAAUGUCGAAUAAUUUAUUCCUUCCAACAAAACAUUCUAUCGACUGUUUGAGAUAUUGAGUUAAGUAUUUUUAAUGGCUUUAGGAAACAUUUUAGUUUGAUUUCUUUUGAAUUAGUUCAUGUGUCCAAAGUGGUGUCUUUUUUUCUGUUGUUGCUAUAGUUAAGCUUUGUAUUCAUUUAAGAAAAUUCAUAAAUAAUUCUAAUGCAGAUGCAGGGUACUCACUCAGAAGUGAGGAAUCUCUCUUAAAGCUAGUUGGUAUAUCUGUGUGUCCUUUUGUUUUUGUUUUUUGUUUUUUAAGAGUAAAACAUUAACUUUUUUGUGUUAGGUCUACAAAGCUUCCUGUUGUGUCUACUAAUUUACUAAUUAUUUGUGUGGUAAUGCAUUUGCACAUAAUAUAUUUUUUACAACAAAGAAAAUGUAAAUUACAUUAUGUGAUAUGUGCCUAAUGUUUUCUUAGCACAAUAUAUAGAUCAAUGUUGCUUAAGUCAACAACAUUGGAAAAAAAAUACAAAAAUGUCUUUGAAGAGAAAAAUGCUUUUGUGUAGUUGUUAUUUAGAUAUUUAUAUAAGAGCGAGCUGCAUUCUUAGUGCUGCUGAGAACACAGUUACUUAAUUAUCAAAUACAGGUAACAAUUGUCAGUAUUUUCUUUUGUAAAGAUUUGUUUUCAUAUUCAGAGGUUAAAUUAACUUAUUUUUUAGUGUGCUACAUGGAAUUAUGUAAUAAAUUGUCAGGGGUUUAGAUGUAGCAAAAUGGCAUUUGGGAAAUUAGUAGUGAAGCAGAUGUAAGUGCUAAAACAUCAUAAGUCUUACUUUUUUACCAUAAGUUUCCUGCCUGACAGAUAUUUUAAAAAUUUAUAUCAAACUACUGAAUAUUUUUCUUCUCAACAUUUUUGAUUUGUUUUAUGAAAUGGAUUUGGAGAAAUGUGCCUAUGACUCUUCAAAUUGGAAGCAAACCAUGUUUGCACACUGGUUGUUUGACUUUAGAGGUCCUUUAGUAAAAGAAAUGUCAUCUUUUCAUUGGGGUUGUUCUGAACCCAUGUAUAUUUUUAAACAUGUAAGAAAGGUUUAAAAUAAAAAAUAAAACAGUAUUCUAAAUAUCAAAA